Molecule: messenger RNA, 141 nt
Organism: Funneliformis caledonium
Lineage: Eukaryota; Fungi; Glomeromycota; Glomeromycetes; Glomerales; Glomeraceae
Source: the annotation of a GenBank genome assembly
CUAAAACUCAUCAAAAAUUAUUAAUGAUAAUUGAAUCUAUAAUAUCAGAUUUUAUUGAAAGUGAAAAUUCUUUACCACAUUAUGAUAUUCAUUUAGCUAAUUAUAUUAAUGAAUAUAAUUUAUCAAGUGAUGAUUUACCGG